AUGACAGUGGAGGAUAGCACAUCGAAGGGUGACAGAAAUGUGGAGAUGUCAUCGUCAGUAUCGAGUGUUGAAACAUGUGAAACUUUACCAUCACAAACUUUUACAUGUGCUUCACAAACGAGUAAUGAUAGCUCAAUUAUUGCUAGCCCAACAGCACUCACUCAGGAAGAUUCCCAGAAAGAGUAUGAGGAAAUCGAGAAGCAAGAGGACGAAAUCCGGAUAACCGGUGGGACCGAAAAGAAUUGGUCAAGUAGGACAAGAAGACGAGUGCACAACGAAGAACUCGAUCCACAAAACUUAGAUAGGCUCAUAACUGGCAGUAAACCAGUCCUUCAAAUUCUUUUGGAUCAAAAACGUGAGCACUAUGUAUUAGUCGAACGAACACUUGUUGAUGAUACAGUGGUCGUGUUUGAUUCUCUUGCUACUUCUAGGAAGAAAGCUAGAGAUGCGUUAAAUCGUGGAUUGGCGGAGCAGAUCUUUAAUAUGUUCAAACACUUAUCAUCGACUGAUGAGGUAAAGGUACGAUAUGAAAUUGCAAUCGAAAAACAAGAUGAUAUGUGGUCAUGUGGCUUACGCACGGUUGCAUACAUCACAUGCCGAGCGUUCGAUCGUGAUCCUCGAUGCUACAUAUUCAAUAUGGAAAAAGUCUUCAAAUAUUUCUGUAAUUUAUUGGAUCAGCAAAAUCCAAGUGUUGAACAAUUUCGACACGCAUUUGGACGAUUUGGAAAAUGGAAGCAUCAUCAUUUGAAAGCAGAAGAAGCCAUAUUUAAAAUAACGGAGCUAAGCGAUCACCAACUUCAUAUUGAAAACAGUGACGUGCAAGAAACAAAUAUGUUAAGUGAUCGCAGCUCAACAUCCAAUGAAAGUCGAAAGGAAAGAAAUGAUGAAAAGCAUACGAAUGAAUGA
Messenger RNA from Acanthocheilonema viteae, 906 nucleotides. The record is from the annotation of a GenBank genome assembly. Lineage: Eukaryota; Metazoa; Nematoda; Chromadorea; Rhabditida; Onchocercidae.